AUUUAAAAAAAGUUUUAAAAAAAUUAUAAAAAAUUUCGAAUCUGAAAAUAUAUAAUCUGGAAUUUUUUUUAUUUUUAUUUUAUUUAUUUUUAUUUGUUUAUUUAAUUUUAAACCAAGAAUAUUAUGAAUAUUUUACCAUUUAAUGAGUGUCAUUUUUGUGACUUUCUCCUUUUAUUGCUAUUUUUGAGACAAAAACUCAAAAUGUGCUAUUAUUGACAAUUUCCCUUUAAAUAACUUACUCGUCAAGAAAUAUUUAACUUAUGUCUUUGCGCUGGAUGCUUUUAACGUGAUUUUUGCAUGUAGGAUAGAUCACUCGACAAUUCAGCUCCUUCUUACGAUAAUUGUUAAAUCAAAUUAUCGGCAUAUGGUUAUUGAAAUACAGACACGCUAUUUCCGGACAUAUCUCCAGUAUGAAUUAAAUGGUAAAUCCUCUAUUUAUAUAUCAUAUGUUUAUAAUUCAACUUCCUUCUUAUGCUCUCUUCUCUGCACAAAAUCAAACAUCUCUAGUUAAUGGCUUCGAUCGGUUUAUUUGAAGCAUUCCUAGCUUUGUUUUGCUUUCUUAUCGUCAAUUAUUUUCUCAACAAGAAACCCUUUGAUUUCUUGCACAUCAAGAAAACCCUUCAAAGCUACCCCUGGAACUGGCCCUUCUAUGGGAUGACUCCAGGUUUGCUUGUGAGGAUCCACCGGAUAAACGACAGCGUUGAGGUUCUCGAGAACUCUAACAUGACGUUCCCAUUCAAGGGUCCAUGGUUUGCUGGGAAGAAUGUAUUAAUCACAGUCGAUCCAGCUAAUAUUCAGCAUAUAGUGAGCUCAAACUUCUCCAACUAUAUCAAAGGUGCAGAGUUCCAAGAGAUCUUUGAAGUUUACGGAGACGGGAUAAUCAACUCAGACGCCGAGCGAGCUAGCAAGCUGAAGAAGUGUUAUCAGGCCCUACUCCAUCAUCAAGGGUUUCAAAAGGAUUCAAUGAGCGUCACAACAAGCAAGCUCAAGGACGUGUUAUUGCCUCUUUUCAAUCAUUUUUCAGAGGCAGGAACGGUCGUGGACUUACAAGAUGUGUUCCGGAGAUUCACGUUCGACACUACCUUAGUUACGAUAACUGGGUCUGAUCCUAGAUCUCUCUCCAUUGACAUGCAUGAAAAUGAGUUCGUUAAAGCAUUAGACGAUGUUGCGGAAGCGAUUGUGUAUAGGCAUUUUACACUAAGAUUCAUGUGGAACCUCCAAAAGUGGAUAGGGUUUGGACCAGAGAAGAAGAUGGUAGAAGCUGAUGCAAUAAUUGAUCGUGUUUGUGCAAAAUAUAUAUCAGCUAAGAGAGAUGAGAUACAACAAGGGACACAAGAUGGAGCCACUUCCUGGUUUUAUUUUUCACAUGAAGCACGGUCUUAAAGUCACAUUUAAGAAAAGAUGCUCUACUUAAAAAUUGAAAUAAUGAAUGCUUAAAAUAGAUGUUUUAGAAGCUCUCAAAACUUGUAUAAAAAUAACAAGGUAAUGGUGUUUCAAGAUUGGUUAAUAGUCAGGACCGGCUCAGAAAGGGACAAGCAGUUCAACCGUCUCAGGUCCAAGCCCGUGCCUCCGUAAAAUAAUAAUUAAGAGAUUCAAUUUUUCUAUAAAUCUAUAUAUUUAUAUAUAUAUAAAAUAAAUAUUAUUGAAAAGGGCCUAAAAUUAUUUGAUAUGUAUAUCGUUUUAUUUUCAUUAUAAAUAUACAAAAUAUUACUGAUUAAAUUUUAAAAACAUUUUAAACAUUAUCUAUAUAUAAAUUUUAAAGGGUAACAUUUUUUUGUCCUAAGGCGUAACAAUUUUGAGCCGUCCUUGUUAAUAGUUGUUUUAUAAUUAUUAUGUUUGAUAAUUGAAAUGUACAAUAUUACGUUAAAAAUCAUGACUGGUAGUUAAAAGAGAUGUAUCUAAUAUCAUGAAUUUUCAUAAUAUAUAUUUUUAUAAAUUAUAUAUUUUAUAUAAUUAAUUAACGUAUACACAACUUCAACGAGAAAUCGGUGA
Messenger RNA from Brassica rapa (field mustard), 1992 nucleotides. RefSeq names its product alkane hydroxylase MAH1. Gene Ontology annotation, molecular function: monooxygenase activity; heme binding; oxidoreductase activity, acting on paired donors, with incorporation or reduction of molecular oxygen. NCBI's taxonomy places the organism in Eukaryota, Viridiplantae, Streptophyta, Magnoliopsida, Brassicales, Brassicaceae. The record is from RefSeq and is a predicted model, not a curated record.